Messenger RNA from Pseudocercospora fijiensis CIRAD86, 1302 nucleotides. RefSeq lists its product as uncharacterized. NCBI's taxonomy places the organism in Eukaryota, Fungi, Ascomycota, Dothideomycetes, Mycosphaerellales, Mycosphaerellaceae. The coding region runs from base 1 to 1002 and encodes 333 amino acids. The record is from RefSeq and is a predicted model, not a curated record. The transcript has 3 exons.
AUGCUCGGGCGGGUGCUGGUGCGCUUUCCUGCGCGUCUGCCUCGCUCUCUCCCUCUCCUGCAACCCAAUCAUGGCCUGAAGCCGAAGAUCUCCAUUAUACUGCCAAUUCGCACUUAUGCCACACCAGGCAGACCCAAGAGUGUUGUGGGCGAGCCAUCGCGUCCGGUGAAGCGCAACGUCAAGAAAGGCGCUGCGAAGCCACGCGAUGCAUCGAGUGCUGCCUCCAAGAAGCUUGCCUCCAAGAAGCUUGCCUCCAAGAAGCGCACAACGACUAGAGCAAAGACACCAGAGCAAAAAGCGGCGCAAGCGGAGAAGCAGGCCGCACAGAAGGCGGCAUUGGCAAAGCGAAAGGCUGCGCAGAAAGCAGCGAGCCAAGCGACCGCAGAAAAGGAGAAGCUUCAGGAACUGAAAAAGGCCGCGCUUGAUCCUCCGAAGCAGAAAACAGGUGUGAACGCCUACAUCACCUUCUUCGCAGAGAAGGCUGCGGGCAGUUCAGUGAGCGACAAAGUCAAUUUUGCCGAGAGGUCCAAGAACAUCGGUGCUGAAUGGAAGAACAUUUCGGCUACAGAUAGAGAGCAUUACAACCAUUUGAGCCACACCAAGGCUGCAGAGCAACAAGCCACCUUCAAACGCUGGGUAGAAUCGCACACUCCUACUCAGAUUCAGAAAGCGAACGAAGCUCGUGCUCAGCUUCGAAGGAAGCUGCCUUCUCAGAAGCACAAAUGGGCCAAGAUUCCAGACGAGCGCGUCCCCAAGAGACCAACAGGUUCUUUUGCGCAGUUCAAUACCAAUCGUCGACACAGCGGUGACUUCCAAGGCAUCAGUCUCUCCGACUCCACAAAGCUGCUCGCGCAGGAGUGGAAGGCAUUGAGCCCGUCCGAAAAAGAGAAAUACGAAAAGAUUUACAAAGAUGACCUUCAGCGCUACGUCUCUGAAUACAGCACUGUAUUCGGACACCCUCCAGCCAACAGCGGUGCUAGCGAGGCGACUGCAGCUGCAUAGAUUCGUGAUCUUCGAAUCUGGUGGUUAUGAACGGCGCGUGCGAUCGGGACGCGGGAUGGAUUGAGGGAGGUGCUUUGUGUGGUUCACUAUGUUCUCGCGACAUGAUCGAUGAGCUUUGUAUAUGUGCGGUGGAUGAAUGAUCAGCGCGCGGGCGGUGAAUCGCGAGGACGGACUGCGUUUGCUCACGCCAAGGCAAGAAUCUUAAUGUCAAGGAGUGUGCUCUCUUUGUGUAUAGCCACCAUGGAGCUUUUUAUGCGGUAGCUCUGUAAGACAAAUGACACUAUAUUGGUUGCAAGCAAC